GAAAAUAAAAAAACUAAAAUAUACAUCUACUUAAUGAAAUAAAUAUACAAAACAUUUCCCUGUUGCGUCAUCUUUCAUCAAAAUAGCAACUAUAUACUUCGAAAGGAAAACUUAUAGUCAAAGAAGCCCACCAACUAUGCACACUAAGAUAGCCGCUUAUGUCUUGAGAAAAAAAAUCAGUAUCGGUUGAGAAAAUUCUCAAAUGUUGAGAAAAAGUUUAGUGAAAGCCAACUUGAGAUUUUUCUCAGGUGAGUAAGAAUCUCAGUCAAUAUUGAGACAAUCUUAAGUUGAAAUUUUUCUCAGUUUUAGAACGUUAGUGAAAGGCGGGCCAGCUGAAUUUUAUAGGGGCAUUGAGAGUAUUGGAGAUGAUGAGCGGCCUGGGCACCAAUGAUGAAACUGCCGAAGCUGUGCACCAUCUGGUCAUGUGCGACAGAAGGCGAGACCUGCGAAGCAUUGCUAGGGAAGUGGGUAUCAGCUUUGGUUCAGUUAAGACAAUUCUGACCGAUGUCUUUGGCAUGUCAAAGAUUUCCGCUAGGUGGGUCACCAGACUGUUGACUGACGACCAGAAACGAACCGGGCUUGACAUUUCAAGAUAUAUUUUGUCUCGCUACGAGGAUGAACCUGAUUUUAUCUACCGGAUUGUAACUCAGGAUGAAACAUGGGUUCAUCACUUCAAUCCAGAAUAAAAAAAAACAACAAAAAAAAAACAGAGCAUGCAGUUGAAGCAUACUGGCUCACCCCCUUCGAAGAAAUUCAAGAGGGUGCCAUCAGCAGGGAUGAUGAUGGCUUCAAUUGUUUUGGGAUAGCUAGGGGAUUAUCAUGAUUAUCUUGAGCAAGGUCAUACCAUAAACGUUACGUACUAUGCGGACGUAUUGAGACAUCUGGGUAAAGAAAUCGCGCGUAAAAAGAGGAGCAAACUGACUUUCAACUGGCGUUCUGCUCCUGAACGACAAUGCGCCAACUGAUUGCAGCUUUGAAAUUCUUCCCCAUCCCGUAUAUUGUCCGGACUUGGCCCCAUGACUUCUACCUGUUUUCGAAACUGAAAACUAAGCUUCGUGGUAGACGAUUUAUGAAGCAAUGAAGGUGUCAUGGAGGCGGUCAAUGAGUUCUUUUAGGACCAAAAUAGAUAGUUCUAUUUUGAAGGGUUAAACAAGUUGGAGCACAGGUGGGAAAAGUGCAUUGAUGUAGAGGGCGAUAAUAUUGAAAAGUAAGACCAUAAGUUGGGUUCUCUGACUUCCGUAAGUACAUCGGGCCGAGAACUUUUUGAUCAAUCCUUGUACUUGAGAACGAAGAAGUAGUCAAAUUGCUUGUGACUCCGAGAUUUAGCAGAAUUUAGAUGUUCAUCACCGCCUCAUAAAAUAAUCAAAAUUAAAGUUCUGGUCCUUGUGUCCCAGAAUACAUUUUAUGUUUUAAAUGUUAAUAAUAGUAAUGAUGGCAUAUGUGUUACAGAUUAUGAGCCUCAGCUUUUUGAAGAUACAAAGAACGGGACUGUAAUGGCGACAUCUGGAUGUGUUUCUCAAAACAAGAAUGUUACCUUUAAAUGGAUUCUAGUAGAUGUCGAUAGUAAAAUGGAAAAGGAAAUACAACCCAAAAUCCUUGACGCAAACAGGACAAGUUGUUUAAAUAAUUCUGAUUGCAGUCAUAAUGACAAGGUUCAGUAUACAGAGAUAAUUUACGCCAGAGCUAGCAAUAAUGGCAAAUGCUAUGUGAAAGUCGCAGCUUUAUACGGGAAUGAACGUAAAGAGACAUCCAAUACUGCUGUGAAAUACCUUUUUGAAGAACAGGAUAAUAAAAGUUCAAAUGGUCCUUACAGUGCAAUCGUCUCAGGAGCGGUUAUUGGCGUUAUUGGAUGCACAGUGAUUGUGUGUGCUGCACUAUUUUGUUUGUACAAACGACAUAAAACAAAGAAAGAAGACAAAACGCAAGGAAAAACAAAUGAUGAAACGAAAGAUCAGUCUGCUGUUUCACUAAAAGCUGUUGAUCCUGGUUCGGCUGAAGAUGUGCAUGACAGUGAUGAGAAGACCUCACAGCUGAAAAAACUUACUUAAAUUAUGCACGUACACAUUGUUAUAUUAAAUAUUGUUCACUUGUAUUUAGUGAAUUAUGUUUUCAACAUUUUCUUGCAUACUGCUGCUUAGUAGGUGUAAUGUUAUAUUUGAGAAAUUUAACACUAGGGUAUGUCCCAUUAACAGUCAAUGACAUUUCUACAGCGUCUACAAGGAUUAUCUUAAUUCUCAAAAAUCCCGUAAUUUCGUAAAUAAAGUCUUAAAAUUUUGAUUAAGAAGAGCAUGGUGUCUCUACGGACCUUUUUUAUUUAUAGUUUUUCCUGAUUUUCUGCGUUCUCUAUACGCUUCCAUUGUGAAUUCGACGCUAUAUUUAUGCUGCCAAUGCACUAACUCCGUCUGGAAGAUAUUCAUAAGCGCGGUAAUGACUCUGACAUUUCAGAGAUCACAUUUCAACAAGCGCUACUGACAGUCAAUGUGUUUUGCAGCGCGCAAAUAUGAAAUUUCUGUAACAUAAAAUGAAACAGGACUUAGUAACUUAGGCGAUGUAGGAUGCCGAACUGUACUCCUAUUGCGCCUUUGUGGUGACUCACUAUACUUCAUUUAAGGAAAUGCUGUUAGUCUUAAUUGAUUUUUGUGCUACAGCAUUAAUCGCAAUUAAACAGUGUCCUCGCAGUAUUUCUUUAUACAUCUAGUUAUCAAAAAAAAUAUCAGUUAAACAAAUACUAUAAAUUACUGCGCACAAUAAUUAACUGCACUACACCAUUUAAGAUUAGAAACGGAAUUAUCCACUUUAACCAGAGAUCAGUUUGCACGCAUUAUUCAUGUAAACAUAAUUAUAACAAUACUAGUUUCAUGCAUUAUCUGUAAAGGAAAUUACUCAUAUUACAUGACUUUCAUAUGACCAUUGUAUUAUAAUUGCAGUAUGAAACAAUCUCAUCAAACGGAAGUAAAAACAUGUAUUUGGUUCAAGUGCAUGACAUCGGUGUAAAUGAACUCAUUAACAAUUGAGUCGAAUUGACUAUGGAGUAUAGAAUGCGACACGUCUAACGUUUUCCCAAUGUUUUUCAGUCUUUUUUGUUGAUAUGUCGCUUGAUUCUUUUACAUUAUGAUAAUGAAACUCACCAUUCCGACAACUCAAAAUUGUUUAAACAGAGAUAACCAUAUAAAUAUAAUAAAGUGUUUUUAAUAAGUUUUACUCAUGUUGAAAAUUAUAUCUGGUACGUGGGCACCAGAAAAAACGGCAUUUUAGGGAAAAAAGGACAUGCUUAGGAUGGCAUCAUUUCGCCGUUUCGAAUGAACUUGUAAAUUCAUACGCUACUUAAAACUGGUAACGGAAGGAAUGACUGAAAACAAUAUUGAGGUGGUCAUUUUAGAAUAUGGUUUGCGGAUACGCGUUCAGAUCGCAAUAUCUGUACCUCGGGUACCACCAAUCGGCGACAAUAUGGCAAGCCUCGGCUUCGAUAUUCCGAAGUGAAACACAUGGCACUUCAUAUCGGCGACUGUUUGUUUUUAAUUUGUCAACUCUCUAGCAUACUAACAUACAGAAGACGUGUAGACAUUGUUUGACGGCGAAUACAUCUCAAUAAACGUUUGCAUCAGUAUACAAAUGAAUCAAUUGAAUUUUUAUUUUAAUUAAUUGUGACUAAAUUAAAGUGUGUGUCUACUGUGUAAGAGUCUCUAUCGGUAAAAGAAACUAUUGGAACUUAUUAAAAUAAGAUUUGUACAAAAUCAAUUUUUCUAAACAAUGUUUGACAACUACCAUGAAGUUUAUAAGCCCCUAGCAGUCGACCGGGUUAAAAACAGGGCACUAUCUUACAUUUACAGGAAGACCAUUUGUUAACAAAUUAAUUAAUUGUAUUUCUUAUUAGUUAUUUUACUAGUCAUUUAUUUUACAUUUGUGUACUGUUUUUGUUUUAAUCAUUGUCAUUGGACAUAAGUGCAAUAUAUAUUUUUGUGUACAUGCUUUAUUAUGAUAUUCAAUCAAUCCUUUUAUUCUUUGUUAAUUAUAAUUUAUAAUAUCAAUUUUAUCAAUUUUAUAAUAAGACUGUUAUCUUUCAUUUGUUUCAGGAUGAUUUUAUAAUGGUAUAGCCACAAUUUAAUGCGACUUUUCAUAACACUUAUAAUUAUAUAAUUAGCACAUCAUAUAUCCAAUUUUUAAAAUCAUUGUUUGUGGUAAAUUUGAUAAUAUCAUAUUGACUUUUAUUAAAAUAUAUCCUUUUUAAUAUAAUUCAAAUUUAUAUUAAAUUUUUAGAUUAAGGAAAACAAUGCUGUUGGUGCUUAUCUGCUUACAGGUGUUUUUUUUUCUUUUACUCCGAAACGAAAUUUUAAUAUAACAUUGUGUAUGAUCUGUUAACGAUAUGUUGUUUACGAUGUAAAAUUGUAAUAAUUUGUUUAAAGUUUCUGUAAGAUCAUGGUGUUUAUCGGUAACAUUUUUCAGAUAAAGUUGUUUGAUAUAUACCGUAAUAAUUACAUUUGCAAUGAAAAUUUCAAUUUAGAUGUUAUUAAUGCAUUUUAUUUUUGUUAAUUGCAAUUAUAUAAAGACUUUAUGUUUGUAUACAUGGGCGAUUAGCAGUGAGGCGUUAUGCUUGAUUUUCAGUAACAUUUUAUGAGAGUCAUAGAAGUUCUUCGGUUAACAAGUAGCAUGUCGGUUUAAAAAUGUCGCAUUUAGUGUAAACAUGUUUUCAAGUAUUUUACUCAACACCAAUAGUGUGCAGAGCACCAAGCAUCACCCUAAAUGAUAAAAGUUCAGCACUCAACUUACCUUAUUCAUGAACACCAGAAAGAACAAUUGCGUGUGUGGGUUUAAUCUUCUUAAUAUAAAGGAAGGGAGGUAAAGAAACAAGAAGUCAAGAAAUUAUCAAUGCAUAAGUCAUUUUAAUUUCUAAUGAGGAGGAAUUGAUUACUUUUUAGUUUUUGUUUAGUGUAAUUUGUAGGUUUUCGCAAUGCAAUGUAAGUGUUGUUUAAAUUAAGUCAGUAUAUAUACAAAGACAAAAUGCUCACUACAUGAAGUGUUAAUGAGUUUGCCUUCCUUGAAAUGAUGUGGUAAAAGCUAAGUAUGUUGCAUGUUAAAUAUAAUGUUCAAUAAAAGUUACAUGAAUCAUUUAUGAAUAACGAUUUAAAUUAUCCCCGCCCCUCGAGUCUGCUAGAACAAGGUUUAUUAAUCCGAACUUGCUGUAAUGAAUGUGCUUCUUCUCUAAUGUAAGUAAUUCUUUGAUUUACAGUCGGGCACAUAUUGCGAGGUCUUUGUUCAAAAUAUUUGAUAUCGUUUGUCUGAUUAAUAAGCACAAACACCCCGGUAAUCUACUCUUGUCUUUAUUGUAUAAUUUCUAGCAAGCUUAAAAUAUUUUAACAUACAGUGAUGACGAAAAUAUCGUUUGAAUAUAUAAAUUAAAACUGAUCUGCUUUCACGCUUGAGAAAUUUAAAAAAAUGUAAAUAGUAAUACAAUUUAUAUUUAUCUUGAAACUGAAAAUUGAUUAAAUAUUAAGAGCUCGGAAAAUCGACUGACUGACAUUCCCUAGAUCACGUGGAACUUUUCUUUUAGAUCGAACAGAAACAUAAAUGUGUACAAAUUGCUUAUGUACGAGUGUGUUUAUGAUUUUCUUUUAUAUUAUUUCCUAAAGGCGCAUUUUUACUUUUAUUACAUAAACCGCGGCGCAGGAGUGUAAUAAAGCCAUUUAACAACAAGAGCGAUCAGUGAUCACAUGUAAUGGCCAAUUUCAUGUUGGGACAAUUUUUGUGACAGACGGACAUACAGACAGACAGUGCACAUAAGACUUGGUACUGAUCAUUUCUGUAAAUUUUGGAUAAAUAUUGCACCAGUAGUUUAUGAGGAGUAGUCUGGACAAGCUUUUGUGUAUCUGGCAACACACAGAAAAAACACCUUUUUAUCAAAGGGCCAUAACUCCGCUAAAAAUCAUUCAACCAUAAAACCCGUGCAAUAUGCGCAAGGACUUGAGCUACAGAUCAAUCCUGUAAAGUUUCAUUGAAAUUGCAUUAGUGGUAUAAGAGAAGUAGUCCGGACAAACUUUAAAAAUAAAAAUUAUUAAAGGGCCAUAACUCUGACAAAAAUCCUUGAACCGGAAAAUGCUGACAAUAUGCACAACUAGACUUGGUACUGAUCAUUCCUGUAAAGUUUGGAUGAAAUUGCACCAGUAGUUUAAGAGGAGUAGUCCGGACAAGUUUUGUGAAGGAAGGACGGACAGACGGACAGACAGACAGACGGACAGACAGACGACGGAGAAGUGAUCCCUAUAUGUCGCCACUACUCCGUAGAGGCGACACAAAAACGAUAUUAAACUAGUGUAAUAACACUUUGACGUGACGUCAUUUGCCCUAUAUAUGAACAUAGCGUUAAAGCGCGCUAAUGUUAGCGUUACACUAUAGGCGCGUCAUUGAAAAAUUACUCAUUUUAACAGUUUACUGUUCUUUUUUAUAUAUCUGAUAAAUAGAAUAUUAUAUUCGUGAAGAUUCAAUACAUAAUUUAUUGAACUCGUUGAAUAAAACAAUAUUAUGCUCGCCAGAGGCUCGCAUAAAAUGAUUUUAUUCAACUCGUUCAAUAAAUUUAGUAUUAAACUACACUCAUUCAAUAUCCUCUAUUUAAGAUUUGUCAACGUGUUUAUCGGAAUUGGCACAAUUUUAUAAUUCAUAUAUUGUUUCUAGUCAAUUAAAAGUAUUCGUUAUAAUUAUAUCCUUUUCAAUUUUUAGCUCACCUGAGCUAGCUCGUCCGUCCACAAAAUUGGAUCCCGCGAUAACGCAAAAAGUGCUGAAAAUAUUUUUAUGAAACUUGAUAUAUGUAUAGAUGGCAGUAUCGAGAUUAUGCACGUUUUUUUAUUUCUUCCUAUGAUGAAAAUUUUGGUUGCUAUUGCAACAAAUAGACUGAAAAUAUGGCAAAUUUUACACAUAAACUUGAUCCAGAGAUAAGGCAAAAAGUACUAGAAAAUAUUUUUAUAAAACUUGAAAUAUGGUUAGAUGGCAGUCUUGAAAUUAUGCACAUCUUUUUCUCUUUUUUCCUAUGUUGAUAAGUCUGGUUUAUUAUGACAACAAAUAGACUGAAACUUUGGCAAAUUUAACACAUAAACUUGAUCUAGUGAUAAUGCAAAGAGUACUGAAAAUAUUUCUGUGAAACUUGAAAUAAGGGUAGAUGGCAGUAUGGAGAUUUUGCAUGUCUUUUUCUUUUCACCUAUUUUGAAAAAAAAAUGUUUGCCAUGGCAACAAAUAGGCUUAAAACAUGGCAAAUAUAACAAUAUUUGUGAUAUUUGUGUUUUUCAAACUUCAAACAUAAGUUUCUGGUCACCAUCCACAUCAUAUGUGACAAGGUUUUAACUCUAGCACAAAAAUUAUCAUAAUUACCUCCGUUGAACUUGCAUGAAAUUUUUUUUUUUUUAAUAACUUCUUUAUUUCUUUAUGUAUCUUCUUCAAAAUUCAUAUAUAUGUCUCUAAUUAUCACUUAAAUCAUUUGGAGAAGGUUCAAUACUCUAGCAAUACUACUUCCAGAAUUAUAUCCCCCUUGGCCUUAUAUUUUUUGUUGAGAAAUUGGUAUAUUUUACACCAACUUCUUCAUUACUUAUAGGAUUUACUUCAAACUCCCACAUCAUAAUAAGAUGACAAGGUUUAUAAAUCUAGCAUCCAUAUUUACAGAAUUAUCUCCUUCUUAAACUUUGAUUUUUUCUUAUUCAUUCUUUUAACUUUCUUUUACUUCAAAUUCAAAAUAAACAUUCAUUAUGUCAGCUUCAUUACUAAUUGUUCUUAUUAUUAUUCACAUCAUGUAUGACAUCUUGGAUCUUUAUUUCAAGAGUUAUCUCCUUUUUAAGAAUUUUGCUGUUUAAAAUGUUAUGUUCUGGUAACAGGGAAGUUUAAAAAAUUAACUUUAGAGUGUCCUUCAGUCUGUCUAUUACUAAGAACUGUUUCCUGUGAUCACUUUUAAAGAUCUUUUUCAACAUUUUUUUUUAAAAUGAGAAAAAUUGAAACAUUAGUGAAUGACCAAUGGCCCUUCAGAAUGUUGCUGGGGGUUCUAACCGGCAGGGGAUUAAGUCUUAUGGAUUGCUUGCAAUACUAUGAUAAUUGCUUUUUGUUAUUGUUACAAAUUGCUGAUAUGUUUAAGAGGUCACAUGUAGGAUAUUGUAAUUCUGUGCCAUAUUUGCUGGCAUUUGAUAGUGUUGUAGUAUUACAAUUGUAGAAAUACUUUUAAGCGCAUUUUGUUGUUUACAAACUUUUAACUUACCAGAAUAUAUCCAUUCUAUUCAAAUAUUUAUUUAUUUAAAUACAGGUAAUCGUCUAUUACUUAUAAAUAACAUUGUUAAUUUUGUAUUUGACAUGACUUUUAUUAUUAAAAAGCAGCAUACAAAUGACACUGCAAUAACAAUUUGUGGAAACUACACAUUUUGAACUUUUCUCGUACAACAUGUCAUCAGUUGUCUCUGAUGCUUCAUAUUUUUGCAUUGUGACAAAAGGUCAUUUGUCUCACGCAUCUGUUUAUUAAUCAUAAGUAGUCUGUCACUUAUGGAGAUAUUGUAAAUUUAGAGGUUGACAUUUGGUUUCUGCUGGCUUUUAUGCGAUAGUGGCCCGAAGAGUAUAUACUGAUUUGUAAAUAAAAUAAUAAUUUAUCAUUAUAUUUCUAAAAGUAGAGAUGAUUAUUUAUACAUGUAUUUACAUAUUCAAUAAUAAAAGUGCAACAAUU
Messenger RNA from Ruditapes philippinarum (Manila clam), 8683 nucleotides. RefSeq lists its product as uncharacterized. The record is from RefSeq and is a predicted model, not a curated record. NCBI's taxonomy places the organism in Eukaryota, Metazoa, Mollusca, Bivalvia, Venerida, Veneridae. Bases 1494 to 2048 code for a protein of 184 amino acids. The transcript has 4 exons.